Messenger RNA from Pimephales promelas (fathead minnow), 4062 nucleotides. It is a transcript of the gene cert1a, whose product is annotated as ceramide transporter 1a. Lineage: Eukaryota; Metazoa; Chordata; Actinopteri; Cypriniformes; Leuciscidae. Gene Ontology annotation, molecular function: lipid binding. The record is from RefSeq and is a predicted model, not a curated record. Gene Ontology annotation, biological process: ER to Golgi ceramide transport.
AUCGAGGUGAGUGUGUGUUUGUGCGUGCGUGGGUGAUGCCGGCUGAGGCAGAUGGGCGUUUUCUGCUCGCAGUCGUCCAGCUGCAUGUAUAAUUCAUGAGUAUAUUCAGUCGCAUGAAGAGACCGAUUUGAAAGCCCUGCCCAGCAGGAAGACCUCUGAACCAAAAUAAAGGGGCUUGAUUGGAACUCAGUGGUUUUAGGUGUUGCAUUUUUCCACUUAAAGAUGAGCUCUGAGAUGAGGAGUACAGCGCAAGAGACCGAGACGAGAGCACACGCCCGGCAGGAUCUGAGAUCUCCUUAAACGCACGCUCACACAUUCACUUACACAUUCAUGCUGCUGGAUUAGAUGCGGCCAAAGUAACUGCAGCAGGACUUCUGGAUGAUUUAUGUUGGUUAUAUUGCUUUUAGGUGAGUGGAGUGUGUGCGACAGCUCUGGGAGUUUCAGUGUUCGUAUGAUUUGCCAUCUCUCUCUCUCACUCGCUCUCCUGCACAUGCUUUGCAGACCCACCCACAAUCUCUGUGGUUUUAUUCUGCUUCAGAAACCCACCUCACAUCAUUUCUUCUCAUCAUUGCGAAUGCUUGUCUCCUCCUCUGGUCCUGCUUGACCAUGUGCUAGUGAAAUAGUCUGCAGUCAGUGCACUGGGAGUGUCCAGCAAGGAGUGUCCGAGAGAAAACUGAGAAUCCUUGGAGUGUCCAGACAGAGAGAGAACAUACUAGGAGUGUCCGGAUAGAGAACUGGGAAUUCUUGGAGUGUCUGGAGAAAGAACUGGGAAUUCUGUGACCGCCUUGAGGAGGAGCGCUUUUGGGAGCGUCUGAAAAGAGUAGUGGUUAUGCUGGGGCCAAGUACUCAGGAUUGCAGUGCCUUGUCCUGCUUUGGCUGCUGGAAUGGGCAAAUGGCUGAGUCAGGCUACGGGUCUGAGAGCAGUCUCCGCCGCCAUGGUUCCCUACUGUCCCUCACCUCUGCCGCCAGUGGCCUCUCCACCACCUCCGCAUCCUCCUUCAAGAAGGGAUACAGUCUGCGUGAAAAGCUAGCAGAGAUGGAGACCUUCCGGGACAUUCUCUGCAGACAGGUGGACACUCUGCAGAGGUACUUUGACAACUGCGCAGACGCUGACUGUAAAGAUGAGCUUCACAGGGAUAAAGUAUCUGAUGAUGAGGAAAAUUUUCCAACCUUACGUCCAGAUUAUCUCAACAACAACAGCAGCAAAGAGAAACUAUUUCCUGUGGACAGCCUCAAAGCUCCCGUAGGCAUCGAUUUUAAGGGUGAAGCCAUCACGUUUAAAGCCACUACAGCAGGAAUCCUGUCCACACUGUCCCACUGCAUCGAUAUUUUGGUCAAACGAGAGGAGAGCUGGCAGAGACGACUCGAUAAGGAAAUUGAAAGGAGAAGACGGGCUGAAGACGCCUACAAAGCUGCAUUGACAGAGCUGAAGAAGAAGCCUCAUUAUGGAGGACCAGACUAUGAAGAAGGACCAAACAGUCUGAUCAAUGAAGAGGAGUUCUUUGAUGCUGUGGAAGCUGCAUUGGAUAAACAUGACCAGAUCGAAGUACAAUCCCAGGCAGAAAGAAGCAGGGUAUCUCGACAAAUCUCCCUCUCUCCAGACACCUAUUCCUCCAUCGGCACUCAGAAAUACUCAAAUAAGCCUCGCAGUCAUACUUCCUCCUUGUCCUCCUCCGUCGACCUCAUAAGUGCCUCAGAUGACGUGCACAGGUUCAGUGCUCAGGUUGAGGAGAUGGUGCACAGUCACAUGACUUAUUCUUUACAGGAUGUGGGUGGAGAUGCUAACUGGCAGCUGGUUAUUGAAGAAGGGGAUAUGAAGGUGUAUAGGAGAGAGGUGGAGGAGAACGGCAUCGUUCUGGAUCCUCUCAAAGCUACUCAUUCUGUCAGAGGAGUCACGGGGCACGAGGUCUGCCACUACUUUUGGGACACAGCUUAUCGGAACGAUUGGGAGACAACAAUUGACAGCUUUCAAGUGGUUGAGACGCUCUCGGAUAAAGCGGUCAUCAUUCAUCAGACACAUAAAAGAGUGUGGCCUGCCUCCCAGCGGGAUGUGCUUUAUGUAUCAGUUAUUCGUAAAAUUCUCUCCACCAAUGAGAAUGAUCCUGACACCUGGCUGGUGUGCAACUUCUCAGUGGAUCAUGACAGCUAUCCACCCUCUGCCAGAUGCAUUCGUGCCAAAAUCAACGUAGCCAUGAUUUGUCAAACACUAGUCAGCCCACCAGAGGGAGACAAAGACAUCACCAGGGAGAACAUCCUCUGUAAAAUCACAUAUGUAGCCAACGUAAAUCCUGGUGGUUGGGCCCCUGCAUCAGUCUUGCGAGCCGUAGCCAAGAGAGAAUACCCCAAAUUCCUCAAACGCUUCACCACAUAUGUUCAAGAGAAGACCAGCGAUGAGGCUAUCCUCUUCUGAAUAACACCAGGGUGUUUAAUCUACAUUCCCAGUUUGCUUUCUGACUCACCUGAAGAAACGCCUUAUUCACAAUGCUCUACCAUCACUCAUGACAAAGCACUGCUCUGCCCAAGUGCUCUUGACUCUUCAGAAACCUUUUUCAAACUGUAUCCAUACAGACUGAACAAAAGCGGUACACCAAUAUCUGUAAAAGACACACUAGAACAACCAACACAGUCUGUUCAUCUUCAAAAGGCCUUACUUGUUUUUUCAUAAUUGAGCCGCGGCUCAGGUUGUUAAAGUUUUUUUACAUUUUUGUAAAUAUUUGAUCAUAGUUUGAGUUUUGACUGUGGUCUUGAUGAAAUAUAUAUAUAUAUACUGUAAACUUGAUGCCUUGAUUUAUAUGAUUCUCACUGGCCAAUAGCCAUUUGUCUUAAGAAGACCCUUUCUGUCCUCAUGAUCAAGAGGAUGUCAGACUUCAGUCUCACAAUCUAUUGUACAGUUAGUGUAUGAAUGUUUAACAUUAUUUACAUGUGAAGGCAUUACACAUUUUUGAUUUUUGUAAUUUAUAAAUGUGGCUUUUGUCGAUGUGUAUGUGUAAUGGGAGCUGCUAAUAUUGAAAAGUAGAGGCUAUUUUGGUUGACCUGUAGAAAGGUAAGUGACUUGUAUAUGACCAUUAUUCCAAUUUUUUUUUUUUAAGUUUAGUUUUGUUUUUUUUGUUCUAAUUUUCAGAGGUUUCAUAAGUAAUUUCUGCAAGUAGGUGGUACUUUGAUGUACAAAUGUUUCAGCAGUUUAAUCGCUCCACUUUUCACAUGAAUUGGUUCAUUGUUACCUGUUGGUCUUCCAUCUACACAAUAUAUGUGGAAUUACUGCCAUUGCACAGUUUUCUGUCACUUUACUGUGAAUUAAUUCACUGUAUGGAAGAUUGAAUGAAUCUGGCACAUUUUCAGCUAUCAUUAGACUUAAAGGAGUAGUUUACCCCCAAAUUCUAAUCAUUUACUCACUCUCAUGUUGUUUCAAACCUGAAGAAAAUUUUUUAUUCUGUAGAACACAAAUAAGGUAUUUUGAGAAAUGUCUGUUUUCCCCCGUGCAUUGGUAACUAAAUCAGUUUGGUUACCAACAUACUUCAAAAUAUUUUCUUUUGGACGAACGAGUGUAAAUGAUUAUAUGUAAAUUUUGGGGCGUAAACUAUCUCUUUAAUAAAGGCUUCAAGUUAAUUUUUAUUUUUUAAGAGAAUCCAUUUAUUAAUUGAAUCUCACUAUUGUAAUGCGUUGGUUUUGUUUUUUGUGACGUGAGUAACAGUAUUUGCAUUUAACAAUAUGAUUUUUUUUUUUUUCUGUUUUAAAAGUCCAUCAUAUUUUGUUCCCAUACUAAUACUCCAGUUCCGAACGGCUGAUUUGAUGGAUGCAAAUGAUCGAAUCGUUGCAUAACCUGCCUGCCAUCAUAGAUUUGCUGCUGCAGUACAAGCACUUUUAUUUAGUUGGAUGGUGUGAAAGUCUUAGUUCAUGAAAGCAAGAAGAAACUAAGAAAGAAUACCUGACUAUUUUGAGAUUGAUUUGACCUUUCAGUUGAUUUGAGACAAAUGUUUUGUAAAUGACUUCUAUAUAUACUGUAUGUAGUAUCACCAAUUUAUUAAUGAAAUCAAAUUUUAUUAAACAAAAGCAAAACUUUCA